Pelodiscus sinensis (Chinese soft-shelled turtle) is the source of this 1735-nucleotide messenger RNA. The record is from RefSeq and is a predicted model, not a curated record. NCBI's taxonomy places the organism in Eukaryota, Metazoa, Chordata, Testudines, Trionychidae.
CCCUUUUGGCGCCCGUGGGCGGACGAGUUGAGGGCCGCAGCCCCGUCCGCCGUGGAGGGCGACAACAGGUUGCCGACCUCCGCUUAGGGCCUCGGGCUGGGACCCGGAGGUGAGGGAGGGCCUGGGUCCCUCACUCCCUUCCCCGCCGCAACCCUCUCCUACCCCGCCAAAUCGAGGAGCUGGAAAGACUGACGAAGGGGCCGCCGAGCCCCCUCAGUCCCUUGGGGGGGGUCUGAGGGGUGAUCGCCCCCGCAACCAGACACUGCUACUAAGACCCCGGGUGGGGCGACCAAAGAGUCCAAUUCAGACGGUGGGUAUGCUGGGCCCCCCCCUCCCUGGACUAGGGCCGGGAUCGGCUGGGGGAAAAUGGGGGCAAGGUGCUCGCACCCGGAAAACCCCGUCACACUGGUGGAGAAUGUGGGCAUAAACAUUUUUUUCCACAGACGAGCAAGACCGGGAAAACCGGGCGAUUUCCCCAGAGUACGGCAUGGAGCCGGAAGGAACAAUGGAACCCCGGCAAUUCCUAGAAUGGUUCGAGGGGAACCAACGUCAACAGAAUCAGGUCCAGCAAGAGCGCCAGGCGCAGCUGGUCCAACAACUGACGAGUCAAUUCCAGGAACAACAAAGACUACUGAUUCAGGAGAUGGCUGCCCAGCAGGACCAGUGGCGGCAGACAGCAGAGAAGAGGUGGGGAACCACCACGGGAGGACCAGGAGGAGCCGGGGAAGGAUCCAAUCUCCCCCUGCGACUUAGCAAGUUGGGUCCCCAGGACGACCCCGAAGCGUUCCUGACCACCUUCGAGGGGGUGGCGUCGGCAGCACGCUGGCUGCCGGAGCAGUGGGCCACCUUGCUGGCCCCCUAUUUGAGCGGACCCGCCCAACUGGCGUAUCGGAGCCUAGCAAUUCCGGACGCCCUGAACUAUGUGAAGGUGAGCGAAGCGAUAUUGGAUCAAAUAGGACACUCCCCAGAGACCUGUCGACAGAAGUUCCGGCAAGAAGGGUACAGGACCGGGGACAGACCACGAGCGGUGGCCCAGCGGUUGCGGGAGUGGGCAAAUCGAUGGCUAGAACCGGAACAAAAGACCUGGGUUCAAGUCACAGAAAUGAUAGUCUUGGAGCAGUUCCUACACAUAUUACCCCGGGACGGGCAGCGAUGGGUCCGAAGAAACCAACCCGCAACCUUCCACGAGGCGGUGGCCCUGAUGGAGGCACACCUGCUGGCCGAGCAAGAAGAAAGCGGGGGCCUGUGAGAGGUACUCCCCGGUCCAAAGGCGGGAGGAUCCCGGCCCCUGGGGAAACCCGGAGGGCGGGAAUACCCCCCCGGGGUACGUCGAGGACGGGAGAAUGUCCCUCGUUUAGCCCCGGUCUGGCCGCCCCAGCGGCCGGAGAGAGCCGAAGAGGGAGAGCCGGCAGAGCGGACCCCGAGGGAGGCACGACCAGGACCCCAGGGACCCUGCUUCCAGUGCGGGCAGGAGAGCCAUUUUAAACGGGACUGCCCCAUGAUGGAUUGCACGCUGAACCCGCCGGGACCGCGGCGAAGACGACCGGUACCAGUGACCGCGUCAUCCGGGAGAUGUUGAUGGAAGGGCGGCCAGUUAAGGCCCUGGUCGACUCUGGGUCAUCCGUGACCCUCAUCAGGGCUGACCUCGUCUCCCAGAGCCAACCGGAAGGAGAACCCAUCUGGAUGCGUUGCGUCCAUGGGGACGUCCGCGCCUACCCCACCGCCCAAGUACACC